CAAGAAGUGCCCCGCGUUUAUGACUCCGUGGUCGCAAUAAAAAUCGGCAAUUUCUUUUGUCCAUAAAAACGGGGUGACACUCUAGAUUUCAAGUACUUUGACGAAUGUGAUUUAGUAUUUAACUUACGGUCAGUGUUGAAUAGCCUACACAUCCACACGUGUUCGGGCACUAAGUCGGUUCGUCCUAUUCAGCUCGGAACGACACACAAAUUCUAUCCAAGAUAGAAAUCUGUACAAUUAUAUUCUAACAUUUACAAUACAUUUAUCGCUUGGAAGGUCGACGUUCUGUUUGGCACAAUAAUCAGUUCCCUACUCGCUGACAGUUGGUUUUCGUCAUGGCGACAACCUGUUGCACUUGGUGCGUCCAGUCGCCGCUCCUUAAGCAUUCCAUUCGGUCGAUCCUCGCUGACAACCUCCCCGAUCCUGAAGUCGUCAAAACAAAAGAAAAAUCACCGGGCAGUCCCAUUAGAGGCAGGCCGACCGGCGAAGCUUUCUCCCCCGCGAGUCCGGAUGGAUCUCCGCUGAUCGACUACCACCGACAGUCCUCCGUGGACCGCGGUGAAAGCGAGGAUGAGAAGGGGAGCAGCGGGACGCUUUCCCGGGUCAGUGAUGUCGAGAGAACCGCUACCACGUCCAUCACAAGGGACCGAGAUCCUAGUCAAGAAUCACCAGAAACGAGUUUAGAUCUCAGCUUAACCGGUAGUAAGCUCCCCAUCACCGAAUAUCCGGGGGCAUUCCACCACCCCGUGUUUCUGCGAGAUUUCCCUGGGUGGUAUCAGCACUUUGGACCCGCCCCCCUGGCCGCUGGUGGCUGGUCGCCGCUGUUGUUUCCCGGACAUUCGGGUUUGUCAUCCGCUUACCACUCACUGGCUCUCACCGGGCGAUGGGUCAGCCCUGACGGGGAAAUGUUGCUUCAUCCAGGCGCCUUGGUUGCUGAUGGGAGGGUUGAACAUUCUGCAGCGAAGGAAGUCCGAAUAUCUGAUCAAACCAAGAAGUCACCACAUCGCUCAGAAUCAGUGACGUCACCACCUCCUCAGUCACCCAAAGCGCCUGGACCCUCAGGACGCCCUCACUCCAAACGCAAACACACAAGGGCGCACUCAACACCAGCUUCUCCAAGGUCUCAACCGUUGACAAGCCCAAGCAGUCAUCGAGCCGCGAAAAUCGAGUCUCACGAGAAAGGGAAGCGUUUCACUCACGUCCAUCGAGAACAGCGCCCCCAUGGUCACAAGAGGGACAACCAGGGGAAUAAAUUGGGAGAGCUGUCAGAAUUGGAAACACUCAAUAAAGAGUUGCCAUGGAAACGGGAUGACCUCAAGAAAGAAGACAUAGAUACAGCGGAAGAUGACGCAUUCAACGACUGUUUUGUGUCGGAACGUGGGGGAAAUUUAGAAGCCACAGCAAAAAAGCGGGAUAUCAGCGAAGCGUUCCGUCAUAACUCACCAGUUUCAGACGAGUCCCUAUCGGACGAGAAGAGCGCCGCCAAGCGACAGCGCAGGAUCCGUACAACCUUCACGCCAGAGCAGCUGCGAGAGCUGGAGUGCGUAUUCCAAAUGACGCAUUACCCGGAUGUGCAGACACGUGACAUCCUGGCCGCCAAAACCUGCUUAGGAGAGCAAAGAAUACAGAUUUGGUUCCAGAACAGACGCGCCAAAUGGCGAAAGUAUGAGCGCCUUGGUAAUUUUGGUGGGCUGCAGGAUCUCAGAAUGACGCACAUCGUACCAGCGCCUAAAUCUCUGCCUCGAAUCGACUUCACGAGACGAGAUCCAAGUGUCCACGCGUUCUCCGAAUGCUCAUUGGCUGGGGAGUUCCCCAAUAUGGACGGACUGACGUCACCGUUUCCGCUCCUCCAAUCAGCGGCCGGCAUCGCCAUACCAACUCCGCCCAUCCUCCCAUCCUUGUCACCCAUGGGUCCAAUGUCCAGCCUCGAGAGGGCGCCCUUGGCACUUCCGAAGAUUUUCGGAGAGGAACGAAAGUGUUCGAGCAUUGCUAGUCUGCGUCUCAAGGCCAGACAGCACGAAGCGUCAGCUGGGAUAGAAUCCAUUGCCUCCUGAUGAAAUUCAGAGACAA
This is a messenger RNA of Patiria miniata (bat star), 2070 nucleotides long. Its product is annotated as homeobox protein ARX-like. The coding region runs from base 336 to 2054 and encodes 572 amino acids. The record is from RefSeq and is a predicted model, not a curated record. Gene Ontology annotation, biological process: regulation of transcription by RNA polymerase II. Gene Ontology annotation, molecular function: RNA polymerase II transcription regulatory region sequence-specific DNA binding; DNA-binding transcription factor activity, RNA polymerase II-specific. The transcript has 6 exons. Lineage: Eukaryota; Metazoa; Echinodermata; Asteroidea; Valvatida; Asterinidae.